This is a messenger RNA of Trichobilharzia szidati, 1422 nucleotides long. The record is from the annotation of a GenBank genome assembly. Lineage: Eukaryota; Metazoa; Platyhelminthes; Trematoda; Strigeidida; Schistosomatidae.
AUGGGUUGUGGAUUUAGUAAAACGCUAAGCAAUGAUCCUAUUCAAAUUCACUGUUGUGUUAAUCCAGAAAAUGUAAUAAGUCCUGAUGGUGAGUGUAAUUCACGAAAACAUGAAGUAAAUACACCGCCAAAUAAAAGAGGAUCUACUAAUGAGUUAAUCACACCGAUAAGUACAGAUUAUGAUGAAAAAAUAACAAGUGGAUCAGAAGUUGAUGGAGAAGACGAUGAUGAUGAUCACGUCGAUGAUUUGAUUGAUGAAGGUUACAUUGAUGAAGAAGAAAUAGGAUUACUUAAAUGCACAGAAUCACCGAUACGUUUAACAACAAAAUCAGACUGUAAUAAAGUAUUGCAGACAAGUCCGUGUAAUGCAGAAAAUAAAAAAGGUUUUAUUUCAUUUGAUAUCAAUUUGAAUGAAUCAGACGAUGUAAUGCUAGAUAGUUUACAGACAUGUCCAUUACCCAAACAUUUGAAACGAUUGGAACCAUUAGAUCGUACACCGAAAAUCACUACAGAAAUGUUGAUGGAGAAAUUAGAUAAAGCAGAGGAGAAAAGAAAAAAAGCUCUUGAAAGAUGGAAACAAAAAACAAGGAAAUAUUGUUCAUCUGGUCGUUCUACACAUCACAUGGGUGAUAUAUCAAAAGAAGACCAGUCAAUAACCAUUCGAACAGUGAAUGAAACAGGGACUCUGAAUACACGGCCAAAUGAAUCAGCUGUUAAAAGUGGAAGUUCAAAUAAGCCAAGAGAAGAAAAUCUGGAAAAAGAAAACAAUAUUAAACAAUCAAGUAAGCAAUCACCAAACACAGCUACCUAUUCAAUAACACUGAAUUCAUCACCUUCAACAACUGGGGCAUCCGCAUUAACAACAUCAACACCGCCGACGACAACGACGACAACAACACCAACGGAGGUGAAAGAGAAUAGUGAAAAGGUCAAUCAAAGUAAUAACAGUAGCAGUAAUCUUGAGGAUCGUUUACUCAAACUGUUAUCUGGACAACACUAUGGCACAAAUGUUUCAUUAGAUACUCCAACUGGCUCUUCCGACUGUUUGAAACGAUCAAAUUAUAAAUCUUCAUUACUGUCUAGGCACCUACAUACAAGAAAUCACUAUCUACAGACACUCAGAGAAGAAGAUAUUGAAGAAGAUCUAGAGGAUGAAGAUGAUGAGGAUGACAGUGAUGAGGACACUGACGAUGAUGAUGAUGAUGAACUUAUUGAUGCCUGUGAUAACGGUUAUGGUGAUAACACUAGUAGUUGUAGUAGUGGCAGUAAAAAUAUUGAAACAAAACUCCGUAAAACACAGAUAAGUUCAGUGGAAGAAAACUGUCUACAAGCAAAAAAUCGUUUCUUAACAUAUCAAACAGGUAAUAAAUAUCAUUACACGCCAAGUGUAAUUAAAAGACGAAAUCGUCCUAAAGGAAGCUGA